This is a messenger RNA of Toxotes jaculatrix (banded archerfish), 2943 nucleotides long. It is a transcript of the gene rab14l, whose product is annotated as RAB14, member RAS oncogene family, like. Gene Ontology annotation, biological process: Golgi to endosome transport; defense response to bacterium; phagosome maturation. The record is from RefSeq and is a predicted model, not a curated record. The transcript has 8 exons. The coding region runs from base 138 to 785 and encodes 215 amino acids. NCBI's taxonomy places the organism in Eukaryota, Metazoa, Chordata, Actinopteri, Toxotidae. Gene Ontology annotation, molecular function: GTP binding; GTPase activity. Gene Ontology annotation, cellular component: Golgi apparatus; recycling endosome; phagocytic vesicle.
UGCACACAGCGGAGGAAACCCUGUGCCGCGAGCAGCCAUCUUGGAUAGACAGUUACUACUUGAGCCAGGAUAACCUGCAAACCUCCUCCGAGCAGCUCAAGAACACAUAGCUCAAAAGACUUCAUUCCUGAGCCACAAUGGCCACUGCACCAUACAACUACUCCUACAUUUUCAAAUACAUCAUUAUCGGGGACAUGGGGGUAGGGAAGUCAUGUUUGCUUCACCAGUUCACAGAAAAGAAAUUCAUGGCAGACUGCCCCCACACAAUUGGUGUGGAGUUUGGUACAAGAAUCAUCGAGGUGAGUGGCCAGAAGAUCAAGCUGCAGAUCUGGGACACAGCGGGACAAGAGCGCUUUAGGGCCGUUACCCGCUCCUACUACCGCGGAGCCGCAGGAGCACUCAUGGUCUACGACAUCACCAGGAGAAGCACGUACAACCACCUCAGCAGCUGGCUGACUGAUGCACGAAACCUCACCAACCCCAAUACUGUGAUCAUUCUCAUAGGAAACAAAGCAGACUUGGAGGCCCAGAGGGACGUCACGUACGAGGAAGCAAAGCAGUUUGCUGAAGAGAACGGUCUGUUGUUUCUCGAAGCUAGUGCAAAAACAGGUGAAAACGUUGAGGAUGCCUUCCUGGAAGCUGCUAAGAAGAUCUACCAGAACAUCCAAGAUGGCAGCCUGGACCUGAACGCCGCCGAGUCAGGGGUCCAGCACAAGCCCUCGGCCCCUCAGGGAGGCCGGCUAACCAGCGAACCACAGCCCCAAAGGGAAGGCUGCGGCUGCUAAUGACCAAGCAAACCCUCUUCACCCUCUCUUUCUUUCUCUCUCUCUCUCUCUCUCUCUCUAUCCAUCUGUCCUGCCCACCCUCCUCCAACCACCCCCCACUUUUCCAUCCAUUCCUUCGCCUUCGUAUGUUCAUCCACCCCUCACUGCACCAGGAGCUGCAUGAGAGCAGGGCUGCGGAGGGAAGGAACAGGGGACGGAUAUGGACUCGGGCCUGACUAAGCUGGGCUGUGUGGACUACAUCUCGCCCCUCCUCCUCUCCCUCCUGUCUCUGCCUGUCUGUCUCCCUCUGUUGCUGUCUCACUCCUCCUCUUUAAACUGUCAGUGUGUCGUCGUCCCAUAAUGCCCUCCGCUCCUCUUGCACCAUUCAGUCUAGUUCCCCCCUCCCGUUGUAGUAUUGUAGACACCACCACACAUUACACGGGUUACUGACACUUUAGAUAGAUGUAAUGUUCAUACGAUAAUGAUAAACUGAGACUGUUUUUUUAUGUUUGGUUUUAUAGCUAUAUAUGACAUGUAAACACUGCAUUAAGUUGCAUCCACCAUUGAUUAGUUCUGUAUGAAUCAGGUCAGAAUGAUAUUCCCAGUCUCCCUGCGCCUCUCCUGCAUGGUUUACCAGUCCAGCGUUUUAUCGAGACACGCGGGUGCGAUAUCUCACCCGCCAUUCAUUUUUGUGAGAUCGGGCAGCAAAGGCAAUGAAGUAGUGUAUCAUGCAGCCACACAGGUAGACACUCUUAAAUGUGUGUGUGUGUGAGAGGACGGAUUAUUGGAUGUUUUCCAGUUUGUCUGUGUGUGUUUGUGAGUGUCUGUGCAUUAAGAAGUUGGAUGGGGGUUUCUUUUGACACUUUAACAAAAAAAAACAAAACAAAAAAGGAACAUGACUUUUCUGUUUUCGAUGGAAAGAUUCGUUCACAUCAGUUUCUUUGCACCAGCUCUCCCUCUCUUCUCCCGUCCCUGAACCACAAACCCUCCCCCCAGUUCAUAUCAACAGAUUCUGUCUUUACCAGCAUUGUCUUUGUCAUUGUUUGUUGCCUUAUUAUAAUUAAUGUUAUUACUCUUUAAUCUUUAUAGUUUUGCUGCACUUGCUCUUCACACUGCUGUUGAACUCACCCCGAUUCAGUAAAUCAACUCUUUUUAGAUUAAUGAUUGCAUUUUACCAGAGAAUAACGUAAACAUACGAGUGGUGGCUCACAUGGUCAAAAUAUCUCAAACAGUCGAGCAUCAGCAGCAAGGUCUGAAACCCACGUCUCAACGAUCUAGAUGUAAAAAAACAAACUUUAUUUCAAGUGUAGCUGCACCGAAGAGCUGACCUGUUCAUGUGGACAGUUGUUUCUCUUGUAUAAUACAACACCAAGCAGCAUGGCCCAUCCCCACCCCCUCCAAAACAAAACAUGAUGAAAUUGUCAAAAUCCAAUUAUGUCUUUUUUUUGUGUUCAGUACAGUUUUUCUGUAUCAUAGUGAUUCCCUGAUUGGACAGCUGUAUAUAUUGCUUCUUAACUAUUGGUGAUGACCUCGCUACUUGGGAUUUAGAAAUUUAUUUGCUGGCUCUGCCAAGAUCUGUACAGUUGAUGUGCUAGUGGGUUGCCUGUAAUUCAUGCUUGGGAAAUUCUGUAACAUAGUUUCUAUUAAUAAAUGUAUGUAAAGGACAGACACCUAAACACCCCCUCCAACCACCCCGUCUGCACACUACUGAACCUGCCGAUUGGUUGAGGGGAGAGGAAGUGGAUUGAGAUGAUGUGCAAACUAGUAUUUAUGUCUGCGAACUUUCCCCUCAUUUCUGUAAGGAGUGGAGUAUGGGGCACUUUUAUGUUUAUAUUCUGUUUUCUUUUUCCACCCCAUCAUAUAGCUCCUCCACAUGGGAGGGGCCCGCGUCGCUGUCUUAACUUUUGGGGAGUGGGGAUUGGUUUGUUAUUGUGGGAAGUUGGUGGGCUGGGUCUUCCUUUUUCCUGUGUCCCACCUCUUUGCAGUCUGAGUGACCACUUCCUGCUUUUGUCUGUCCACGAGUACAAAAAAAAAAUACAACGUACAUAUGUAUAAAUUUUUAAGGAGCUGUGCUAACAUUUAAAUGCGUUCUUGUGUGUAUAUGAUUUUAAAAUGCUGACAUUUUGAUUUUAAUGACAAAAUACUCUAGACAGAAAAAAUAAAUUAUACAUAACCUGUU